Fusarium oxysporum Fo47 is the source of this 1008-nucleotide messenger RNA. RefSeq lists its product as uncharacterized. Gene Ontology annotation, molecular function: protein binding. NCBI's taxonomy places the organism in Eukaryota, Fungi, Ascomycota, Sordariomycetes, Hypocreales, Nectriaceae. The record is from RefSeq and is a predicted model, not a curated record. The transcript has a single exon. Bases 135 to 743 code for a protein of 202 amino acids.
CCCAGCUGCACAUAACCUUUGAUUGCCUGCUCACACUCCCAACCGGUCACUCUUUUUAGCAAUUCACGUCUAUAAAAAAAAAACUCCUAAUAAGACAUUUCACAAACAAAGCAAAACAAAAACUCACCGUCACAAUGUCGGACCUCACACAUUUCGACCUCCUUCCCCUCCAGAUGGACCCUCAAUCCAAGGCCAUCAGCUCUCAACAACCAUCGCGCACGCUCAACGCUGAACUCGAAGCUCUCAACACCCUCCAUCGCUCUCUCCUCAACGUCGAAUCACCCACAGGCGCACCCCCUCCCCCCGUGCCCGUCAACCCCAAGCGCACCGCCCAAGUGACCAAGCUUCGCGACUCUGGCAACAACGAGUACCGCAAGGGCAAAUACCCCGAGGCAAUUAAGUACUACACCCUCGGCUUCCAAAUGGCCAUGCAGCGACCCAUGUGGGAGCCCUCCCAGCUGGUGCGAGAGGAGAUCAGCGGAAUUCUGGCGAACCGAGCACAGGCGCACAUGGCGAUGCAGAACUGGGCUGAGGGCGCUGUGGAUGCCCAUGCAAGUGUUGAGGCGCGCUGGGUAGGAAAUGCAAAGGCUUGGUGGAGAAGGGGAAGGUGUUUGGCUGAGAUGGGAAGACUGGAGGAGGCGAGGGAUUGGGUCAGGAGAGGACUUGAGGUUGAGGGUGAAGAGGGAGAGUUGGUACAGCUUUUGAAGGAUGUCGAGGAGAGAAUUGAGAAGCAGGAGGCAUGAACAUCCUGAGUUGUUGAUUACGAUUUGAGUUUGAGGCGGUUUGGGCUGAAGAGGGGUGAGACGGAGUUGACAAUUCACCCGAGACAUGAGUUGACCACAGGAUUUGGGGCCAAGAUGGAGUUGGUCUCAGUUAGAGAUGCCAGCACACUGGCAUAUGGAAUGUCUUUUACAUCAAGGGAAUGCUUUGCUUGGUAAUGGUUGCUAUAGGAGUUUUGUUAAUAUCACUGCAACACAUUUCAUGGAUUCACACAACACUGAGGUUCCU